Molecule: messenger RNA, 4681 nt
Organism: Betta splendens (Siamese fighting fish)
Lineage: Eukaryota; Metazoa; Chordata; Actinopteri; Anabantiformes; Osphronemidae
Product: alpha-2-macroglobulin-like
Exons: 37
Coding region: 104-4522 (1472 amino acids)
Cellular component (GO): extracellular region
Molecular function (GO): endopeptidase inhibitor activity
Source: RefSeq, a predicted model, not a curated record
GGUGAAAGUAUUUAAACCUUUCUUGCAGUCAGUCCAAUCUCAUACUUGUGUGAUCAGCACAUCUGGAUCAUUAUAACGCUCUAAAGGCUUCUCCCAGUCAGCCAUGCGCCGUCCUGGGGUUCAGAUGUGGUCGUGGGCACUUUGUGUCUUGUUGGGCCAGAUGUGUUUAAAGCAAGUGACAGCAGGACCGCUGUACAUGGUAGUUGUACCUGCAGUUCUUGAAGCAGGAGCUCAAACCCAAUUCUGUGCAAACCUCCUGCAGCCAACUGAAAAUCUGCUCAUGACCAUCACCCUGACUUCUGAUGAGAAGGUCAUGACCCUCCUGAAUAAGAGGUCUAAUAAGGAGUUUAAUAUCUGCACUCCAUUUAGGGUUCCUCUUGUGCAGAAAGAUGUGAUUCAGAAUUUCACGGUGGAGGUACGGGGUGGCACAUUUUAUUCCCAAGAAGUCAUGAGAGUAAUGUUCAAAGUCUAUAAACCAGCAAUGUUCAUUCAAACAGACAAGCCCAUCUACCUCCCUGGACAAACUGUAAAUUUCAGAGUUGUCACCCUGGAUACAAAGCUCAGACCUGUCAAUCAGCUGUAUGACACCAUAGAAAUUCAAGACGUUAACAAGAACCGGAUUGGACAGUGGUUGAAUGAAACAUCCGGUGGUAAAAUCUUGCAGCUUCUUUACCCCCUGAACUCUGACGCUCGUGAGGGAAUCUACACAAUCACUGUGUCCAUCGGUGACCAGACAGCAUCUCAGGACUUCAAGGUGGAGAAAUAUGUUUUGCCCAAAUUUGGUGUAACAAUAGCUGCAUCUGAUGAAGUUAGUGUUGGGCAGACUGAAAUCACAGCUGACGUGUGCGCAGAAUACACCUAUGGUCAGCCUGUACCAGGAAGUGUUAAAGUUAGCAUGUGCCGACCUGUGCAACAGUACUAUUACAUUCCAGUUCCAGCUGAUGUAACUGCUCCAUGCUACAAUGAUACCAAGCAGACCAACAAGACAGGCUGUGCCCGUUUCAGCUUUAAGAUGUCAACUUUCACAAAGGCAGACAAGGUGCUGCAGGAUGUGUUGGAUCUUCUUGCCUCUGUGGAGGAGGGGGGAACAGGUGUUUCACAGAAAGCAGAGAAACUGAUAACUGUUUCAUUUGUUCUUGGGAAGUUGUCCUUCACUGAGGUUCCCAAUAUUUAUGUCAAAGGCUCGACCAUUCAGGGAAAAGUUAGCGCAGUCGACUACAGCAAUGCACCCAUUCCCAACAUGGAACUCUACCUGUUUGAGGGAGAAAUCUGGUCGCAGUCUCAGCCGCUACAGAAUCUCACAACUGAUUCUAAUGGUGUUGCCACGUUCUCAUUUAGCACAAAGGACUACAACGGAAACAUCCACCUCUACGUGAGCAACACACCUGUCCUGACCUACCCUCCAUAUCGAACUCCGUACUAUGAAGCUGGGGACAUCACGCUGUCUUUGGCCCAACCGGUCUCUGCUGAUACUCAGACAGUCAGCUCCCUGGUGGUAAAGAACAAAGAUAAACCACUUCCCUGUGACACAGAGGAGGACGUCUUCAUCCAGUACACUCUGGUUGGAGAGACCAAGGGCAACGUGGACGUGAUGUAUCUGGUCUUAUCCAGAGGAGCCAUUAUCAUGCAAGGACUGAAAGAAAUUAAAGUGCAAAGACAAUCAGUGAAUGAGGGUGAGGUGUCCUUUAAACUGAAGGUAUCUCCAGACAUGGCACCAAAGGUCCAGGUUGUAGUUUACGCUGUCCUCCCCAGUGAGACAGUGAUCGCCAGCAGUGCAGACUUCACCACAGAGCAAUGCUUCAGGAACAAGGUGUCGUUGGAGUUCUCUCCGUCCUCAGCUGUCCCAGGAGAGGAGACCACCCUGAAGGUGACGGCUGCACCUGAUUCGCUGUGUGGCGUCAGUGCUGUUGACCAGAGUGUCCUCAUUAAGGAGCCAGGGAAGAGUCUGGAUGCAGAUAAGAUAUAUAAUUUGCUGCCUGUCAAAAUGGCAUCAUCUUUUCCACACGGGGUUGAGGAUCCUGAUGAGUGUCUGUCUGUCAGAAUAAGAAGAUACAUUUUGCCUCAUCCUGGACAUAACCAGAAAGAUGCUUAUACAGUGUUUAAGGACGUUGGACUGAAGGUAGCAACAAACUUGUUUAUUCAAAUGCCUUCAUGCCUCAGGUUUAAAGGAAGAGAUUUCUACUACAAUCGGUUUAAUGUUUAUGGCUAUGGCUAUGGUGCUGUACCCAUGAUGCCCGAAAUGACAAUGGCAGGUCUACCUGGUCCACCUGGUUCAGCUGGUGGGAUGGGUUUUGGGGGGCUAUUUCCAGCGGUAAAUACUGCUCAAGGUGUUGGUGGAAAUGCUCCUCCACCAGUUGUGACAGUCCGUACUUUUUUUCCUGAGACGUGGAUAUGGGACCUGGUGGAAGUUGGAGAGUCCGAAGAGAAGAAUGUGUCCCUCACGGUCCCAGACACCAUCACCACCUGGGAGACGGAGGCUUUCUGUUUGUCCCCUCAGGGUUUUGGUUUGGCUCCUCGUAAACAGAUCAAGGUCUUCCAGCCCUUCUUCCUGGAGCUCACUCUGCCCUACUCCAUCAUCCGGGGGGAGAACUUUGAGCUGAAGGCGACUGUCUUCAACUACCUCAGCAGCUGCAUCAUGGUCACUGUGACUCCUGCCCCGUCUCCACAUUACACCCUCACUCCUCUCUCUGGUGACCAGUACACGUCCUGUCUGUGUGGCAGCGAGCGUAAAACCCUCAGCUGGACCAUGGUCCCGUCCAGUCUAAGGACAGUAAAUGUGUCUGUCAGCGCUGAGGCUGUAGCGUCUCAUGCUACAUGUGACAAUGAGAUAGUGAGCGUUCCAGACAGAGGUCGUAUCGAUGUGGUCACCAAAUCUCUGAUUGUAAAGGCUGAGGGAACUGAGAUAGUGAAGGCCUACAACUGGCUGCUCUGUCCAAAAGGAGAGGCUUUAACAGAGGAACUAGAACUACAGCUCCCACAGAAUGUGAUUGAUGGAUCUGCUCAAGCUUCAGUGUCUGUUCUAGGCGACAUCCUGGGCCGAGCCCUGCAGAACCUGGAGGGACUCCUGCGGAUGCCGUAUGGAUGUGGGGAGCAGAACAUGGCUCUUCUAGCUCCCAACAUCUACAUCCUCCAGUACCUGAAGAACACACAGCAGCUGAGCCCAGACAUCAAAAAGAAGGCGACAAACUUCCUCACCAGUGGCUACCAGAGGCAGCUGAACUAUAAGGACACCAACGGUGCUUAUAGCACAUUUGGAUCAGGACCAGGAAACACUUGGCUCACGGCGUUUGUGAUGAGGUGUUUUUCUAAAGCUCAGUCCUUCAUCUACAUUGACCCAACAAAGAUUGAAGAGUCUAAGACCUGGCUGAUAAGAAAACAAAAAACAAGUGGCUGCUUUGAAAUGUCUGGACACCUUUUUAACAACAGAAUGAAGGGUGGAGUCUCUGAUGAAGUGACUCUCAGCGCUUACGUCACUGCUGCCUUCUUGGAGAUGAACACAUCACCUGAUAGUCAGGUGAUAACAAAGAGCCUGUCCUGCCUCAAAGAGUCCAUCAGUGACCUCAGUAACACCUACACUACAGCUCUGCUGGCCUACGUCUUCACUCUGGCAGGAGACAAGGAGACUCGUUCUCUCCUUCUGCAGCACCUGGACAAAGUCGCAUCCAAAGAAGGAGGUUUCCUCUACUGGUCUCAGAGCUCAGUAGAAACUUCAGCCUCUCUGUCUGUGGAGAUCAGCUCCUAUGUGUUACUGGCCAAACUCAGUGCCUCACCUACAGCUGAGGACCUGGGCUACUGCUCCAGUAUCGUUAGGUGGCUGACGGGGCAGCAGAACCAGUAUGGAGGCUUCUCCUCCACCCAGGACACAGUGGUGGCUCUCCAGGCUCUGGCUCUCUACUCCGCUCUGGUGUUCAGUCCAACAGGUUCCAGCACAGUGACGGUCCAGUCUCCCAGUGGCCAGCUGACAUUUGAUGUGAACCAGAACAACAAGCUGCUGUACCAGGAGAAGACACUGCAGGACACAACAGGAAAGUACAGCCUGGAGGUGAAGGGCACGGCAUGCGCUUCCCUGCAGAUUUCUCUUCAGUACAACGUCCCCACUCCCACUGAUGUCACCACUUUCAGUGUGGAGGUCACACCAGAGAUCAACUGCACCAUCAAAGCUCACAGACCCAAACUCAGUCUGAAGCUGAAAGUAGUAUACAGAGGAAAGUUGAAAAGCACCAACAUGGUGAUCCUGGAUAUCAAGAUGCUCUCUGGGUUUGUCCCAGAGCCAGAGUCUCUGAAGAGCCUCAAACGUGCAGACUUUGUGGAUCGUGUUGAACAAGAGGAAGAUCAUGUUCUGGUGUAUUUUUCAGAGUUAGUAAAGGAAACACCACACAACCACCACCUGGACCUUGUUCAGGAGAUCCAAGUCCAGAACCUGAAGCCGGCUGUGGUCAAGAUCUACGACUACUACCAGCCAAGUGACCAAACAGAGACUCAGUACAUCUACCCUUGUGCUGCAGGAAACAGUGACCAAUAAUAUGGACAUUUCGAAAGAAACACAAGACAUCUUAAAACCUAAAUUCUGUAUUUUUUAGUAUUGAAUUAAAGUUGGCUGAACAAAUGUAGUGUAUUCAAAUUAUUAAAACGUUUAAAACUCAUACAUUUACAUGAAUUUAAUAAAUACAUACAAUGUCAA